CAGGAAGGUGGAGCUACAGACGAGACUCAUAAAACCCAAAGCUUAUAUUCCUCAACUCACUGCUGCUGCCGACGUGACCAAGCUCAGCUCAGCUCAGCUCAGCGGCUCACGAAGCGCUCCUCACACACACACACACACACGCACACACACACACACACAGAGGAGAGGAGAGGGCAUGAGCACGGCCGGUACCGGGAGGUUCUGCUCAGAGGUUUACUCCACAUUUCUUCUCCAAGAAGAGGAACCAGAAGUGUCCAGAAGUGACGCGUAAAAGCUGCAGAGGACGCGCAGAGACGUCCAGUAUUUGACCUUGAGGAUAACUUUGACCUCCAGUCUUCAAAUCCAGUCUUGAUCUCGGGACUAUAGAGGUUCUGCAGCGGGAACAUGAACAUGCCAGCCGGCUGGAGCCGCUGAAGGACUGAUUGAAGGAGUGAUUAGUCGGUUUUACGCACCAGGUGUGUGUUCAGGUGUCUGUUCAGGUGUCCAUGAUGCAGCAUCCUCUGGACAUGGGGUCGCAUCAUUACUAUCCUCCAGAGGUUCAUCCUGACCACAGGACUCAUCGCUACAGGAGCUUCAUGAUCGAGGAGAUCCUGACUGAUCACCAGGAGCACAAAGUGUCGGCUCCGGCCGGAGAGCUGCUGAAGUUCGGAGUUCAUGCUCUGCUGUCUGCAGCCAGGCCUUUCCACAGCCACAACCACCUGGUGCUCAAAGCGGACCAGAGCCUCCUGAAGUUCCCCAUGUCUCCGCUGUCCCCGCUGUCCUGCUCGCUGGGCUCCCCGCUGCUGUCCGCCGCGUCAGGCCUGCAGCUCGGCAUCGGCUCGGCGUCUCACCACUCACUGCCGCUGCCUCUGGACCUGCACCUCCGGGGGAAGCUGGAGCACGGAGUGGACGGAGGAGGGAAGAGCAAGAAGGGCCGCCGGAGCCGCACCGUGUUCACCGAGCUGCAGCUGAUGGGGCUGGAGAAGCGCUUCGAGAAGCAGAAGUACCUCUCCACGCCGGAUAGAAUAGAUCUGGCCGAGUCGCUGGGCCUCAGUCAGCUGCAGGUGAAAACAUGGUACCAGAACAGACGGAUGAAGUGGAAGAAAAUUGUGUUGCAGGGAGGAGGUCUGGAGUCGCCCACUAAACCAAAAGGCCGCCCGAAGAAGAACUCCAUCCCCAGCAGCGAGCAGCUCUCUGAGCAGGAACGGACCGCCGCCGACACCGACCGCCAGUCCGAAGAAGGCUCCGGCUCCCACUCAGAGAACGCUCAGGAGGAAUGACCCCCGACCGUACCGUCCUGCAGACUCUCUGGCUCUGUACGUGCACACGGAGCCUCUGGGACACCGUUAUCUUCCGGAUGGAGCCAGACUCCCCGAAGAGGAGGUGCUGAUGCUCCUGAAGCUGGACCGUCUGGUGCAGAGACUCCACAGACUUGAAGCCUGAACUGAACGCGCCACACGACGUCCUCCAGUGUGUUUUUGUCGUAGUCCCACCGGGCGUCCCCCCCCCCCUCAUGAUGAACUUGCUGCUGUUGAGGAGGGAGCUCAAACCUUUGCAGUAGGUCUAACCCCUUUAUAUUCUCUAAGGAUCCACUCUCACUCAUCUGGUUUUGCAUUCCCUUUGUGUAACUAUGCUAUGUUUAAUUAUUAAAUAUAUUUUCACUAA
Molecule: messenger RNA, 1644 nt
Organism: Sebastes umbrosus (honeycomb rockfish)
Lineage: Eukaryota; Metazoa; Chordata; Actinopteri; Perciformes; Sebastidae
Gene: barx1
Product: BARX homeobox 1
Exons: 4
Coding region: 486-1259 (257 amino acids)
Biological process (GO): regulation of DNA-templated transcription
Molecular function (GO): DNA-binding transcription factor activity, RNA polymerase II-specific; DNA binding
Source: RefSeq, a predicted model, not a curated record